UCUCAGGAGAAGCUCCGGCUCCACGCAUUGAGCCACACGGGAGAAAAACCCUUCCACUGCUCACAGCCACACUGCCCCAAGGCCUUCAGCUCCAAAUACAAACUCUUCAGGCAUAUGGCCACACACUCUCCACAGAAGACCCACCAGUGCUCAUUCUGUGAGAAAAUGUUCCACCGUAAGGACCAUCUGAAGAACCACCUGCAGACCCACGACCCCAAUAAGGAGGCUUUCAAGUGUGAGGAGUGUGGCAAGCACUACAGCACCAAGCUGGGGUACAAGCGCCACGUGGCCAUGCACUCAGCCACAGCAGGAGACCUCACCUGUAAAGUUUGCAUGCAGAGGUAUGAGAGCACACCCAUCCUCCUGGAACACCUCAAAAGCCACUCGGGGAAAUCGUCUGGUGGUGCCAAGGAGAAGAAACACCCGUGUGACCACUGCGACCGCCGUUUCUACACGCGGAAGGACGUGCGGCGACACAUGGUGGUGCACACUGGUCGAAAGGACUUCCUGUGUCAGUACUGUGCCCAGCGCUUCGGCAGGAAGGACCACUUGACGCGUCACGUGAAGAAAAGCCACUCGCAGGAGCUGUUGAAGAUCAAGACCGAACCUCCAGAUAUGCUGGGCCUCCUCGCCUCAGGGUCGCCUCCUUGUUCCGUGAAGGAGGAACUCAGCCCCAUGAUGUGCAGCGUGGCUUCUAAUAAGGACCCCAUGAUGGGAAAGUCUUUUCCAAGUGGGGCUCCCUUUCCCAUCGGCGUGUACAACCCCCACCACCUUCAGGCCAUGUCAAACUCUGGGGUAAACCACCCUCACCCGCCCCUGAUGUCCACGUCCCUCUCUGUUGGCAUGGGUUGCCACAUGGAGUCCACUGGAUCCCUGCACCCCUCCCAGCAAGCCCCGAAAUACCAGCUGGGAUCUACCUCAUACCUGCUGGACAAACCCUUAAAGGUGGAGAUGGAAAGCUUCCUCAUGGAUUUGCAGAGUGGUUUGCCGGGCCCGCUUCCCUCGGCAGAGCCUCACGCUGCUGUUUCACCCUCCAAGGAUGGAAUAGAGCCUCCCGCCAGCCUUGCAGAAGAACUUUGCGGGGAUUCUCUGCUGUCCAAGAGCCCUGCAGUGAUUGCCGAGUCUUUGUCUGCUGCUAACAUGGACUUUUCCCACUUGCUGGGUUUUCUCCCGCUCAACCUCCCUCCGUACAGUGCCCCCAUGAGCACAGGAGGACUGGUGAUGGGCUACACCUCGUCUACGACCUCCUCCUCUUCCUCAUCUCUGCACGCUGCUGAGCCUCACUCAGCAGCAGCCGCCAUGGCACCUCUUACCUCUUUGCAACCACAACCUCAGGAGCACCAGAGCUCCAGCGGGGGUCUUGGACUUGGACCCCUGCACCCUCUUCCACCAGUAUUCAGCUCCAGCCUUAGUACCACCACACUGCCUCGCUUCCACCAGGCCUUUCAGUGA
Messenger RNA from Nerophis lumbriciformis (worm pipefish), 1452 nucleotides. NCBI's taxonomy places the organism in Eukaryota, Metazoa, Chordata, Actinopteri, Syngnathiformes, Syngnathidae. The record is from RefSeq and is a predicted model, not a curated record.